GCCGCGAACGCCAACGCCAACGCAGUGGCCUGUGGCGGCUUCCGGCGCGGCGGCUGCCCGGGCAGCGGGCGGCAGUUGGGUGACGGGCUGAUGCUGGCGGCGCGGCACGUCGUGUGCGCCCUGUCCGGCGGCGUGGACAGCGCAGUGGCCGCGCUGCUGCUGAGGCGGAGAGGUUACCAGGUGACAGGGGUGUUCAUGAAGAACUGGGACUCACUGGAUGAACAUGGCGUGUGUGCUGCUGACCGGGACUGCGAGGAUGCUUACAGGGUCUGCCAGGUCUUAGACAUCCCUUUCCACCAGGUGUCCUAUGUGAAGGAGUAUUGGAAUGAAGUGUUCAGUGAUUUUUUGAAUGAGUAUGAAAGAGGAAGGACUCCUAACCCUGACAUAGUCUGCAACAAGCAUAUCAAGUUCAGCUGCUUUUUCCGUUAUGCUGUGGAUAAUCUUGGAGCAGAUGCUGUUGCCACAGGCCACUACGCAAGAACUUCACUGGAGGAUGAAGAAGUCUUUCAGCAGAAGCAUAUUAAGAGGCCAGAAGGGCUUUUCAGAAAUCGAUUUGAAGUUAGAAAUCCGGUAAAACUUCUCCAAGCAGCUGACAGCUUUAAAGACCAGACCUUCUUUCUCAGCCAGGUUUCCCAGGAUGCCCUGAGAAGAACCAUCUUCCCUUUAGGGGGAUUAACGAAGGAUUUUGUAAAGAAAAUAGCUGCUGAGAAUAGACUCCAUCAUGUGCUCCAGAAGAAAGAGAGCAUGGGCAUCUGUUUCGUCGGUAAAAGAAACUUUGAGCAUUUCAUUCUUCAGUAUUUGCAGCCUCGACCUGGGAAAUUUAUUUCUAUUGAGGACAAUACAGUUCUGGGAACACAUAAAGGUUGGUUCCUGUACACCUUGGGCCAGAGAGCUAAGAUCAGCGGCCUGAGGGAGCCCUGGUACGUGGUGGAGAAGGACGCUGCCAAGGGUGACGUGCUCGUGGCCCCCCGCACAGACCACCCAGCCCUCUACCGGGACCUGCUGAGGACCAGCCGUGUGCACUGGAUUGCAGAGGAGCCCCCUGCCGCCCUGGUCCGGGAUAAGAUGAUGGAGUGCCACUUCCGAUUCCGUCACCAGAUGGCGCUAGUGCCCUGUGUGCUGACCCUCAAUCAGGACGGCACCGUGUGGGUGACUGCUGUGAAGGCUGUGCGGGCCCUCGCCCUGGGGCAGUUUGCCGUGUUCUACAAGGGGGAUGAGUGCCUGGGCAGUGGGAAGAUCCUGCGCUUGGGGCCRUCGGCCUACACACUCCAGAAGGGCAGGAGCAGAGCCAGAGUGGCUCCUGAGGGCUCCAGUGAGGGACCCAGCAAAGAUCCAGGCCCGUGCCCCACACCCUGACAGAAGCCGAGCCGCAGGAGGACUCCUGUGACAGGAGAGCCUGGGGCUGAGCAGCGUAGGCAGGGCAGGGCCGGGCAGGGCAGUGAUGGACUCAGUGCUGCCUGGACCAGGGGCAGCCCCAGGAAGGCCCUUUGUCUUGUGCUGGAACCAGCAACAGAAGCAUCCGAUGGCCAGUGGGUCAGCCCCGAGGCCCUGUUCAGUCUCCUUCAUGCUUACCCCCUGGGACAGUUGCCCUGGAAGAACACUGCAGGGACAGCAUUGAAUAAAAAGUCCAACUGGGAUGAGGAGUCUGACCACUGUGUCCAGGGGCUGGGGGGCCUGGGUGGGCUGUCGCAGGGGCUCAUCACUGGCAGCUGAUGGAAUGGAAGGCAGAUGGACAGCAAGGGAAGGGCCCGAGAGAUGGCCUGGCCUCCCUCUGGGGCCUGAGCCCUAUGCCUUGGGAAGGCAGAGAGCCAUCCACAUUAGGUCUGCUGAAGCCCAGAAGUCCACAGGGGAAGCACACAGAGCCCCUUGCCCUGCAGGGCCCACUUCCAGCAGAACCCGGUGCUUUCCUGGUGAGCAUGGCCUUGGGCUGUGGGCUUUAGAAGUCCACGCACAGGGCGUCAGGGAGGCAGCACUCGGGCAGCCUUUGGUGUGGCACUCUUAUGGGUCACUUUCCUCUCUGGGCUAGGACCUUGGAGAGGCCUGGGGAGGGCCUGGGGGGCCGAGGGGGCGGAUUGUGGGACAGUGCAGGUGGCUGAGACUCGGGGAGAAACCCGUCUUUUUAGGCAAAGAGGAGUGAGGUGAGUCCCAGUGGGGCGAGGACUGGAGAAGCAGCCUAGCACAGGCCCCAGGGCCCUCGGCUGGACACCAGCAGACCCAAGGCCCUGGCUCUGGAGCUGGCACCAACCCCUCAGGGCAGGUGGGACUGUCAGGAACCUGACCAGGCUGCUUCACUAUGGAAAGGGUGACAUCCAGAGCCAGGCCUCCAGCUGGCCCAGAGCCCAGCAUGACCCAGUUCCCCUGAAAUCACUGAGCCACAGGCUCGGGGACACCAGUGAAAAACAGGGGACAGAUUACAGUCUUGAGGUGACAGAGCUCACACUAGCAAGGUGGAGCAGUGCUCCUCAG
Messenger RNA from Urocitellus parryii (Arctic ground squirrel), 2466 nucleotides. It is a transcript of the gene Trmu, whose product is annotated as tRNA mitochondrial 2-thiouridylase. The record is from RefSeq and is a predicted model, not a curated record. Gene Ontology annotation, cellular component: mitochondrion. Gene Ontology annotation, molecular function: sulfurtransferase activity. Gene Ontology annotation, biological process: tRNA wobble position uridine thiolation. Lineage: Eukaryota; Metazoa; Chordata; Mammalia; Rodentia; Sciuridae.